AUGUUCUCCGGUUUUGAUUGGCGCCUGGCGAUUGCCUGGCGCAUGCCGCACGCGCAGGAUCAAGAGUGGGUGCAGGACUGGUUCAGGGAAGGCUCGCAGCGGCCCAUGCUGGGCUCAGGCUUCGCCUGGGUGGUCUUCGCCUCCCACCGGCACCGCGACGAGGCGCUCCACAAGAUGCAGGCCCUCGAAACCGACGGCCGAGGCAUCAAGUACUGGGACCCCAGCACGGGGCAGCACUAUCCCCUGAACUUCGGCAUCCCGCGCUGUGAACCCACCAACGUGCGCUGGGACCACCUGGGCCUCGGGAUCUGCUGCCGGCGCUGGCGCUUCCUGGCGGCCCUGCUGGUCUGGCUGCUGACGGCUGGGCUGCUGGCCACCGGGAUCUACGUGCCCUACGCGGAGUACGUCACCGGCUUCCUCAACGAGGCUGGGAAGUUCCCGCAGGGCUUCAUGAUGGGCCUCUUGGGCUUUCUCAUUGGCCUCACCUGGUGGGCCAUGUGCAUGAUGAUAGGCGUCUGCUUGAAUGUGGCCGGAUUUCAGACCAUUGAGGAUGAGAACCUCUUCGUCUUCAUCUUCUUCACCAUCUUUUGUGUGGCUGCCUCGGCCUUCAACGUGUACCUCACCUGGUACUACACGCAGGAGACCUGUGGCAGCACCACACCAGCAGCUGGUUUGAGAGCGUGA
Messenger RNA from Effrenium voratum, 684 nucleotides. The record is from the annotation of a GenBank genome assembly. NCBI's taxonomy places the organism in Eukaryota, Dinophyceae, Suessiales, Symbiodiniaceae.